This is a messenger RNA of Capsella rubella, 2782 nucleotides long. RefSeq names its product two-component response regulator ARR2. The transcript has 6 exons. Gene Ontology annotation, molecular function: DNA binding; DNA-binding transcription factor activity. Gene Ontology annotation, biological process: cytokinin-activated signaling pathway; phosphorelay signal transduction system. The coding region runs from base 347 to 2380 and encodes 677 amino acids. Lineage: Eukaryota; Viridiplantae; Streptophyta; Magnoliopsida; Brassicales; Brassicaceae. The record is from RefSeq and is a predicted model, not a curated record.
AAAAAACUGUAACAGAGGAAUCGCGAGCUUCAAGCUGAGAGAAAGAGCCAUGCCUUGUUCAACUCUCACAUCUCAAGCAUAUUACAAACCUUUCCACUAAAUUUUUUUUUUUUUUUUUUUUUUUUGUAAUAAUAAUCAAAAUCUGAUCAUCUUGGUAUCAAAUUUCGUAACUUUUUUUCUUUUUGAUUUUGGUUUUUGGUGUUAUCCCCAAUUCUUCGAAUCAAACCCACGUCAAUUUUUUUUUUUUUUUAGUAAAGAAGGCAUAUAUUCUCUCUGUUUCAGAACUUUGUUGUAUCUCUUUGAUCGUUGGUUCUCUUGGACGAGAGAGAAGAGAGAGAGAGAGAGAAUGAUAAAUCCGGGUCACGGAAGAGGACCCGAUUCGGGUUCCAACUCUGACCCGUUUCCGGCGGGUCUUCGAGUUCUUGUUGUUGAUGAUGAUCCGACUUGUCUCAUGAUCUUAGAGAGGAUGCUCAGGACUUGUCUCUACAGAGUAACUAAGUGUAACAGAGCAGAGAUCGCAUUGUCUUUACUCCGGAAGAACAAGAAUGGUUUUGAUAUUGUCAUCAGUGAUGUUCAUAUGCCUGACAUGGAUGGUUUCAAGCUCCUUGAGCACGUCGGUUUAGAGAUGGAUUUACCUGUUAUCAUGAUGUCUGCGGAUGAUUCGAAGAGUGUUGUGUUGAAAGGAGUGACUCACGGUGCUGUCGAUUACCUCAUCAAGCCGGUACGUAUUGAGGCUUUGAAGAAUAUAUGGCAGCAUGUUGUGCGGAAGAAGCGGAACGAGUGGAAUGUUUCGGAACAUUCGGGAGGAAGUCUUGAAGAUACUGGCGGCGACAGGGACAGGCAGCAGCAGAGAGAGGAUGCUGAUAACAAUUCCUCUUCGGUUAAUGAAGGGAACUGGAGGAGCUCGAGGAAGCGGAAGGAAGAGGAAGUAGAUGAUCAAGGGGAUGACAAAGAGGACACCUCGAGUUUGAAGAAACCACGAGUGGUUUGGUCGGUUGAAUUGCAUCAGCAGUUUGUCGCUGCUGUGAAUCAGCUCGGCGUUGAUAAAGCGGUUCCCAAGAAGAUCUUAGAGAUGAUGAAUGUACCUGGGCUGACGCGAGAAAAUGUAGCCAGUCACCUACAGAAGUACCGGAUAUAUCUAAGACGGCUUGGAGGAGUGUCACAGCACCAGGGAAAUAUGAACCAUUCGUUUAUGACUGGUCAAGAUCCGAGUUAUGGUCCUCUUUCUUCAUUGAAUGGAUUCGAUCUUCAAGCUCUAGCUGUUGCGGGUCAGCUCCCUGCACAGAGCCUCGCACAGCUUCAAGCAGCUGGCCUUGGGCGGCCUUCACUCACUAAACCGGGGAUGUCGGUUUCUCCCCUGGUAGAUCAAAGGAGCAUCUUCAACUUUGAAAAUCCGAAGAUAAGAUUUGGAGAUGGCCACGGACAGACGAUAAACAAUGUUAAUAAGCAGAUGAAUUUGCUUCAUGGUGUCCCAACAGGUAUGGAACCUAAACAAUUUGCAGGUAGUCACAUGCGCGUACAGCAACAAAUCGCUGGUGUGCGUCCAGGACAGAAUGUUCAGAGCAGUGGAAUGAUGUUGCCUGUAACCGACCAGCUACCCCGAGGAGGGCCAUCAAUGCUACCAUCUCUCGGGCAACAGCCGAUGUUGUCAAGCAGUGUUUCAAGGAGAAGCGAUCUCACUGGUGCGGUAGCAGUUAGAACCAGUAUCCCGGAGACUAACAACAGAAUGUCACCAGCUACCCACUCAGUCUUCAACAACUUCUCUGCAGAUCUACCUCAAAACAGCUUCCCAUUGGCAAGUGCCCCAGGGAUAUCAAUUCCAGUGUCAGCUUCUUACCAAGAAGAGGUCAGCAGCUCGGAUGCGAAAGGUGGUUCAUCAGCUGCUACCAUGGCUACCGCAGGGUUUGGUAACCCGAGCUACGACAUAUUCAACGAUUUUCCGCAACAGCAACAGCACAACAACAAUAUCAACAACAGAUUGAAUGAUUGGGAUCUGCGGAAUAUCGGAUUGGUCUUUUCCCAUCAGGAUGCAGCAGCAGCCUCUGCGGCUUUUUCUACUUCGGAUGCAUACUCUUCGCCUUCUACACAGAGAAAAAGGCGGGAAACAGAUGCAACAGUGGUGGCCGACCAGGGCCAGAACCAGCAACCACCUAGCCGGAAUCUGAAUCAUCUGAACAACGUUUAUAUGGAUGGUGGUUCAGUCAGAGUGAAGUCAGAAAGAGUGGCGGAGACCAUGACCUGUCCUCCUGCAACUACAUUGUUUCACGAGCAGUAUAAUCAAGAAGAUCUCAUGAGCGCACUUCUCAAACAGGAAGGCAUUCCAACGGUAGACAACGAGUUUGAUUUUGACGGAUAUUCCAUCGAUAAUAUUCCAGUCUGAGCUCAGAAACUCAGACUAGACUGCAAGAUUCUUUGUUUUUCUUCUCCUUCGAGGUACAAAAGCUUGAUAGAAUGACGAUUAUCCAAGGAGAAAAUAGAACGGAUCAUGUUGUUGUAUCUUUAGAUGAUCAUCUGCAGGAAAUUCAAAAGCAGAUUAUAGAAAAUAAUAAUUGUAUUUCUUUUUAAAUAUUAGGAGUAAUGUCAAUUUCUUGGAGUUAUUUUGUUUCUACAUCUGUCUCGCCUUACAUAAAGACUGAGACAAUAUAGGGUUCUUGAUCGUCUAAUAUCCAGACAAUUAGCUAUGUUUUGCUCCUCUUUUUGAGUUUUUAGGAACAUUUCGUGUAAAUAUGUUUCUAUGCGUUGUUGCUUCACAAUAAUAAAGAUACGGUAUUGAUCCGAUCAA